UGCCAUUAAUUACAAAAUUAGUAUAUACAUAAUUAAAUUAAAUUUAUAUAAAUGAGCAAGUAGUCGCAGACAGCACGAGCACAGAGAGCACAUGUCGCACCACCAGUCCCCGGGUCACCACAACAACCACGCGGUGGGCCGACCGAAGGACUACGUGAAGCACCAGAACAGCGGGUCGGACAGCGACGAUAUGCAAGAGAUGUCGGGUUUCGCGCGAUUCUGUUUCGGACUCCUCUGGUGUUUUGCACAGAUAGGCCUCUGGGGGUCAGUCCUACUGUUCCUGUAUUGGGUGCUCAAGUUUGACAAGGGGUUCGCCUGGCAACACGACAAACGCAAAAUGUUCAACCUACAUGCUUUCCUCAUGCUCACCGGGUUCAUUUUUAUGAAUGGCCAGGCGAUGUUAAUCUACAAGACAUUCUUGUGCUGCAAAAAGAUCUACAAUAAGAUAACGCACACCAUAUUCUUCCUGUUGUCCACAUCCCUGAUCACAUUUGGCAUGAUUGUGGGCAUUCAGGGCCAACACCUGUCCCCUCUGGACCUGCCGUCCGCCCACUUCUACUCGAUUCACUCGUGGAUAGGACUCGUCACCGCCGGACUCUUCGCCCUCCAGUUUCUCUUCGGAUUCAUCACAUUUCUGUUGCUAUUAUGCUGUGAGAAGGCAACGGCCGGUUUCCGGGCCCGAGUGCUACCCACCCACCAGACUAUGGGUAUUAUCAUCUAUACUCUGGCCAUCGCUGGCUGCCUGACCGGCCUCUUGCAAACCGCCCGAUCCAGACUUAGUGGUCCGUCACCCCUGGAGCCGGAAAAGCCUGACUAUAAGAAUAUCGGAAGCCCUUUGAACCCGUUCCUGAACCCCGGGAUGGUUAUCAAUCUGGUGGGCGUGUGCCUCAUAGCCCUGGCCAUUAUUAUGCCGUACAUUAUACGCAAUUUCACGCAACGUAGAAAUAUGGCCUCGUUUAGUGUCAACUAAUUUUAUAUUAAAACACAUUUUCAAACACAAUGACUAUUGAAUUAAAUAAUAUUUAAAUUGAAUUUUACAGUUUUUACUAAUUUAAGUGUCGAUUACAAAUAAAAACCCGGUUUAUAAAUAUACACACAAUAAUUAAAUGUACUGUACACUUUUUAUAAUAUUAUAUAAGGG
Oppiella nova is the source of this 1141-nucleotide messenger RNA. Lineage: Eukaryota; Metazoa; Arthropoda; Arachnida; Sarcoptiformes; Oppiidae. The record is from the annotation of a GenBank genome assembly.